AUGGAUUUAACUGCGAGUCGUCGUUUCGUUGAAGUAGUUUCAUUUGACUCCUCAAUCGAACACCCAAAAAUUGGUGAAAAAAUACAUCUAAAAGAUGAAUUUAGGAAAAUAACACUCCCAAACGGUGUAGAAGUUAAGUUCGAGGAGAUUAUAGGCCUCGCUGGAGACUUUUAUGGAUUGCCUGAAAAACCAAUUAUUGAUUCCUUUAAAAAAGAAGAGGAAGACUUUUUACGAAAACAGCGCUUUCGAGGUGCCUACAACACACUUGCAAGGGCGCCAAAGGAUGAAUUACAGAAGGAACUUGACAAGCUGUUGGAUUUCUUUAGGAAAGAAAGAGUCCUGGAUGCAGAAACAGCGGACGAAAUCACUGGUGGUGUCUGGUUCCUCGGCAUUCCAGUUAUACAGGGAAGAAAGUUAGAACUGGCUGAGAAUAAUUACGACCAUUUUCUUCCUUACGCAAAAGACGCAUACCUGACGGGUCAUCAGUUGGCAAUAGAGAAAGCACGAGAAGCCAGUCAAUAUCCACGAGAUCCUGAAUUGAGGAAGAAACUCCUUCAUGAAGCAUUUUCAAAGGAAGCAUUUGCGUGUCAUUUUCUUACUGACAGCUUUGCCAGUGGCCACAUUAGGUAAUGAUCCCGUCAGGCCAUGUUCUUAUAUUUUCAUUUUUUUUUUUAUUGCGAGUCAUUGAUUUCCUGAACUUUUCACAGGGACUUACACUGAUAUGUGGCCUCUUGGCCCUUAGCAAUUACAACGUGAAAGGAUUACAACGUCAGAGGCAGUUUUUAGUUAAAAAAAGCCAUAGGUACAAGAAUCGAAAAACCCACCACAGUACACAGUUGAGUGUACUAGUUUGUGACGCUCUUUGAAUUUCAUUUACCGAUUGGUUGUAUUUUAAGUAACUAAAAAAAAUACUUUUGAUAUUGAAAAGUAUACGUACAUUACAUGUGAAUUGUUUUAAAAAGAAAAAUAGCAGUGUAAAUAUAUUCGUUUAUUUUACGAAACUUUGAUGCCUGCUUGCAGGACACCAAGAUUUGAGCUGGGAAGGGCGACCAUUCUUGGAAAAAAAGGCCAUUUACUUAGUAAGUACAUGCAUGACGAAGACAACAAAUAUGGUCUGCGUGUGACAAAUCUAAGGGGUGAUAAAUGGAUUGCAUAUGGUGAUGGGAUGUUGCUCGAAGGAAAGAGCAGAGAUAAUCUUAGGAUUGUGGUAAAAGCUGUGCAGAUUUCAGUUGAUCAAGUGUACGAGGCGUACAGCAACCCUACCAAAGCUCUUGAUCCUUCUGUGGUGACCGAAUUUAUACCUUUUAUUGACAUCGAGGAGACAAACAACGCCCCACUUUUUCAGGUGAAGGAUGGGAAAGUUCACAGAAGAUCAAACAUAAAUGAUCUUCAGGACACAAGUACUACUGAAAAUUGGUGGGGGCUAACAACGUUAGUAAAGAUAACUUUGUGUUGUUAUAAACCUAGAAACAGUUCUGUAUAG
Messenger RNA from Porites evermanni, 1483 nucleotides. The record is from the annotation of a GenBank genome assembly. NCBI's taxonomy places the organism in Eukaryota, Metazoa, Cnidaria, Anthozoa, Scleractinia, Poritidae.